GGCCUUUUGGGGGCUGUGAUUCUCCACUUUCAAGUUUUUUUCUGAGAGAUGGAGAGAAUGCAGGUGGUGGAUGUUCUUCCAGGAGUGCAGGCUCAGCCUUCUGCCCGGAUGGAGCAGCCCAUUAUGUGCCGGGUCUGAGAGAUGGCUGAAAAACCCGGGAACGAGCCUGAGGCGGAGUGCCCGGUCUGCUGGAACUCAUUCAAUAACACUUUCCGAACCCCCAAGCUACUAGACUGCCGCCACUCCUUCUGCAUAGAAUGCCUGGCCCACCUGAGCUUGGUGUCCUCCUCGAGGCACCGGCUGCUGUGCCCCCUCUGCCGCCACCCUACGAUCCUGGCUUCGGACCGCCCGGUGACGGAGCUGCCCACAGACGCUGCGGUCCUGACCCUGCUGCGCCUGGAGCCCAACCACAUCAUCCUGGAGGGCCGGCAUCUGAGCUUCAAGGAUGAGCGCAAGAGCAGGUACUUCCUGCGCCAGCCCAGGGUCUACACCCUCAACUUGGACGUUGAGCCAGAGAGCCAGACCGGCCCAGCCCAGCAGGGGGCAGCGCCCCCUGCCCCUGUGCCCGUCCCUAGCCACUUGUCCCUGCGCGAGUGCUUCCGCAACCCUCAGUUCCGCAUCUUUACUUACUUGAUGGCCGUCAUCCUCAGUGUCGCCAUGCUGUUAAUCUUCUCCAUCUUCUGGACUAAACAGUUCUUCUGGGGUGCAGGAUGAGACUUGGACCACGAAGCCAAUCAAUACAGGGAGUUCUGGGAGGGCCAGACUAACAUGGACAGGGUACUCCUGGGGAGAACCCCGAUCCCUGCCCAGGACACACCCACACUUUCCAGAUGGAUGGGGAAGGUGCCGAGCCCAGAACUCCUGCCCUUCUGCAGCGUUGGGUUCAGCCCCAAUCCAGAAGGCCGUUGUCUAUUUGCUGCGAAGGAGACGUGAGACAGCGGGCUAACAAGGGAUCAGGGUGCUAUUUUUCCAAGGAUGCGGAAAUGGGAUUCCAAUUCUUUGUUGCUGGGGGGCGGGGAGAAGGGAAGGAUGAAGAAAGAUGUAGGUCCAAAAGUUACUUCAGAAGGCAAAUCAAUCCUGGUUUCCCUAUUAUAGAGAAGCCGGCUAGUAGUAAAAGAUGGAGGCACCCAGCAGCCUGUAUGCUCUACAACUUGGCUUCAGACCCCAAAGUAAGUCACCUUCUCCUUAAGCCCCUCCCAGCUUCAGUCCUAGUUGUUCCAAGUUAUUUUCUGAUAGAUUUCUAAAAAUGUGUCAGGCAAUAAAGUUAUUAAGCACCUACUAUAUACCAGGCACUUUGCAAAAUAUUGGGAAUACAAAGAGAGUCAACAAUCCCUGCCCUCAAGGAGUUUACAAUCUAAUAUGGGAGACAACAACAAAUAUGUGCAAAUAAGUUAUGUACAGAAUAAAUGAGAAAUUAUUAUUAGAA
Molecule: messenger RNA, 1426 nt
Organism: Antechinus flavipes (yellow-footed antechinus)
Lineage: Eukaryota; Metazoa; Chordata; Mammalia; Dasyuromorphia; Dasyuridae
Gene: RNF183
Product: ring finger protein 183
Exons: 1
Coding region: 142-714 (190 amino acids)
Biological process (GO): protein ubiquitination
Molecular function (GO): ubiquitin protein ligase activity
Source: RefSeq, a predicted model, not a curated record